AUGUAAUAACAACAAUUCAUACAAAAUUUUUUGAAGAUUAGUAAAUUUAAAAAUAUAAUUAGAUUCUUAGAUCAUAAUUAUCUAUCUAAAUAUGUAAUCUCUUUAUAAUGGACAAUAUAUUAGAUUACUAAUAGUGGUAAUACUAUUGAAAUAGAAGAUUGUUCUUAAUAGUCAAUAUAAUUAUAGAUCUUAUCUAUUGUAACAACUAUUUUUGGUUAUAUUAUUACUAUUUAUUUAAUAACAAAUGUAAUUAAUUUUGGGAAAUCAUCAGAUAAAUAUAAAAUUAGUGCUGAAUUGAAUGAAAAUGUAUAAAGAUAUCUACAUAGAGAUAAAAUUGAAUCAAUUAAUAUUGAAGAAUUUUAAUAAGAAUUAUAAUAAGAAUUAAGAGAAGAACUCUUUAUGCCAUUAUUAUAUAAAUUACCAUUUUCUAAAUAAUUUCUAUAAAAUUUAUGUUAAAAACUUAAAAGUGCUGUUUAUUCAAAUGGUACAAUUUUGUAAUUUUAAAAUUAAAUGAUGGAUAGAUUAUUAUUUUUAAUGAAAGGGAAUGUAGCUUAAUGUAUAGGUAAUAAAAUUUUAAUUCAUAAUUAAAUACCAAUUUAAUAUUUCUAUUGUUAAAUUUAAUGUCCAAUUUAAUUAAAAUGUUUGAGUGAAUCUUUAAUAGCAUAUAUAGAUUUAAAUGAUUUUUUACAAUUAAUUAAAUUACAUAAUUCUGAUUUUUAAAAAUAUUGUAUGUUGAAAGACAAUUAUAAGAUUGCUUGUCAUUGUUGUGGUUAUAGAAAUCAUACUUUUCAUUAAUGUAAUCAUGUAUUUUAUGUACCAAAUUUUAAAGAACUUAUACUUUUACAUAAUACUUCAGAACCUAAUAAUAGAAUGAAUUUUUAUAGAGAUAAUGGUAGAAAUAGAAUUAAUUCUCUAAUGAAUAAAAAUCUUAUAUGUAUUACAGCUAUUAGUUUUGCUAUAAUAAAUUAAAUAGCUUUAGAAGUUGAUUUAACAAAUGAAGUAAUGGGAAGAUUUCAAGGAACCAUAAGUAAUUUUGAAGAUUCUAUAUUGAAUGAUUAUCAAGAAGAAAGAUCUUCUCGUUAAUCUUUAUAAUAAAGACUUGGAACUUUUGAUGUUCCUAAAAGUUAUAAUUAGGGAGAUACUUUUAGUAGUCAAACUUAUUUUUAAAAUAGCAUUCCAGUUUUGAAAGUAGAAGAGAGGGAAGCAUCUUAGAAUAGUAGAAGAUAUAUUCAUAAACAUAUUGAUUAUAGUGCAACAAAUAAUUCUAUAAAGGCAAAUUUAGUUAAGUCAUCUAAUUCAAAUGAAUUAUAAGUGAAAAGAAGUUAGAAGAUUAAAUAAUCAAAUUCAAGUUGUUCUUUAAACAAGAAAUCAGGAUUGGGAGGUUCAGGAAUAUCUUAAUUAGGUUCAAUAAUUCCAUAAUAAGAAGUUUAUGAGGACGAUUUAGAUUAAGUGUGCAAUUAUGAAUAUUAUUAUCCUUCAUAUAAUAUCGAAUAUAUAGCAAAUGCUUUAAAUCAUAAAUUAAUGAGCAAAUACAUACAGUUUGUCAAUUGA
Molecule: messenger RNA, 1551 nt
Organism: Paramecium pentaurelia
Lineage: Eukaryota; Ciliophora; Oligohymenophorea; Peniculida; Parameciidae
Source: the annotation of a GenBank genome assembly